Molecule: messenger RNA, 3114 nt
Organism: Caenorhabditis briggsae
Lineage: Eukaryota; Metazoa; Nematoda; Chromadorea; Rhabditida; Rhabditidae
Gene: Cbr-alg-1
Product: Protein CBR-ALG-1
Exons: 8
Coding region: 1-3114 (1037 amino acids)
Molecular function (GO): RNA binding; protein binding
Source: RefSeq, a predicted model, not a curated record
AUGGCGGCCGAACUGAACAACACCAACACCGAUGGUCCCUCCGGCACCGCCGCCGCCGCUAAGGCACCGACCGUCGGCUCAAACGACUCAAUGUCCGGCGGGCCGCAAUAUUUGCCAGGGGUAAUGAGUACUACACUCCGACCAACGUCACCAUCCAAUGGAUCCUCGUCGUCGUCGUUCCUCGGAACGUCGCCAACGAGCACCUCGCAAGUAGUACCAACAUCUGGAGCAUCAACGCAGCCGCUUAACCCGUCGGCAGCGGCUGCGUCAUCCGCGCUCCAGAACGAUUUAGAGGAAAUAUUCAACUCUCCUCCUACUGCGCAAACUGCGUCAACAUUUGGAGGCGACAGUCCUCCUCAACGUCAAGCCGGAAGCUUGGCUCCUGGACCACCUCUCGGCUCAUCCGGAGUCUCCAUCGGAGAACCAUCAAGCACGAUUGCCGGAGCCAUGCAAGCUGGAGGAGCUGGUGCUGUUGGCGGAAACCAAAGUGGAGUUCAAUUCCAAUGUCCACGGAGACCAAACCAUGGAAUCGAAGGAAGAUCCAUUCUUCUUCGGGCCAAUCACUUUGCUGUGAGAAUCCCAGGAGGAACCAUCCAACACUACCAAGUUGAUGUCUCUCCGGAUAAGUGUCCAAGAAGAGUGAACCGUGAGAUUAUCAGCUGCUUGAUCAGCUCGUUCUCCAAGUAUUUCACCAAUAUCCGUCCUGUCUACGAUGGAAAACGGAACAUGUACACCCGAGAGCCACUUCCAAUUGGAAGAGAGCGAAUGGACUUUGAUGUCACUCUUCCAGGAGAUUCUGCUGUCGAACGUCAAUUCUCUGUUUCUUUGAAAUGGGUUGGUCAGGUUUCCCUGUCAACUUUGGAAGAUGCUAUGGAAGGACGAGUUCGUCAAGUUCCAUUCGAGGCUGUUCAAGCUAUGGAUGUGAUCCUUCGUCACUUGCCAAGCUUGAAGUACACCCCAGUUGGCCGCUCCUUCUUUUCUCCCCCAGUCAUCAGUGCUUCCGGAGUUCCAGGAACUGCUCCACCACCACAAGCAGCCCCAUCCAUCUCAUCCGGAUCCCAUUCCGCUGGACAAUAUCAUGCUGAGAGCAAACUAGGAGGAGGUCGCGAAGUCUGGUUCGGAUUCCAUCAAUCUGUCCGUCCAUCUCAAUGGAAGAUGAUGCUCAACAUCGAUGUGUCUGCAACUGCCUUCUACCGCUCUAUGCCAGUCAUCGAGUUCAUCGCUGAAGUUUUAGAGCUUCCAGUCCAAGCUCUUGCUGAGAGACGUGCUCUUUCUGAUGCUCAACGUGUCAAGUUCACCAAGGAGAUUCGUGGUCUGAAGAUCGAGAUCACUCACUGUGGACAAAUGCGCAGAAAGUACCGUGUCUGCAAUGUGACUCGACGUCCAGCUCAGACUCAAACCUUCCCGCUUCAACUCGAAACCGGACAAACCAUCGAGUGCACUGUGGCCAAGUAUUUCUACGACAAAUACCGUCUUCAAUUGAAAUACCCUCACUUGCCAUGUCUUCAAGUCGGACAGGAGCAAAAACACACCUACUUGCCACCAGAGGUCUGCAACAUUGUUCCAGGACAACGUUGCAUCAAGAAGCUCACCGAUGUGCAGACUUCCACCAUGAUCAAGGCUACAGCAAGAUCUGCCCCAGAGCGUGAGCGUGAGAUUUCCAACUUGGUCCGCAAGGCCGAGUUCUCCGCCGAUCCAUUUGCUCAUGAGUUUGGAAUCACCAUCAAUCCAGCCAUGACUGAAGUCAAGGGACGUGUUCUCUCGGCACCAAAGCUUUUGUACGGAGGACGCACUCGUGCGACCGCUCUUCCUAACCAAGGAGUCUGGGACAUGCGUGGAAAACAAUUCCACACUGGAAUCGACGUUCGUGUCUGGGCAAUCGCCUGCUUCGCUCAACAACAACAUGUCAAGGAGAAUGACUUGCGCAUGUUCACCAACCAACUUCAACGCAUCUCUAACGAUGCUGGUAUGCCAAUCAUCGGCAAUCCAUGCUUCUGCAAGUAUGCCGUCGGAGUUGAGCAGGUCGAGCCAAUGUUCAAGUACUUGAAGCAGAACUACUCUGGAAUCCAAUUGGUUGUUGUUGUCCUCCCAGGAAAGACUCCAGUUUAUGCUGAGGUUAAACGUGUUGGAGAUACCGUAUUGGGAAUUGCAACCCAGUGCGUGCAAGCCAAGAACGCCAUCCGUACCACACCACAGACCUUGUCCAACUUGUGCUUGAAGAUGAACGUCAAGCUUGGUGGAGUUAACAGCAUUCUCCUUCCAAACGUGCGUCCACGUAUCUUCAACGAACCGGUUAUCUUCUUCGGUUGCGACAUCACUCAUCCACCAGCUGGAGACUCUAGAAAACCAUCUAUCGCCGCUGUCGUAGGAUCCAUGGAUGCCCAUCCAAGUAGAUACGCAGCAACUGUUCGUGUCCAACAACAUCGCCAGGAGAUCAUUUCGGAUUUGACCUACAUGGUCCGCGAACUUCUCGUCCAAUUCUACCGCAACACUCGCUUCAAGCCAGCUCGUAUCGUUGUCUACCGUGAUGGAGUUUCGGAAGGACAGUUCUUCAACGUUCUCCAAUACGAACUUCGUGCCAUCCGCGAGGCUUGCAUGAUGCUCGAGAGAGGAUACCAACCAGGAAUCACCUUCAUCGCUGUCCAAAAGAGACAUCACACUCGUCUCUUCGCCGUUGAGAAGAAGGAUCAGGUCGGAAAAGCCUACAACAUCCCGCCAGGAACCACCGUCGAUGUUGGUAUCACUCACCCAACCGAGUUUGAUUUCUACCUCUGCUCUCAUGCUGGUAUCCAAGGAACUUCCCGCCCAUCUCACUACCAUGUUCUCUGGGAUGACAAUAACCUGACUGCCGACGAACUUCAACAACUGACCUACCAAAUGUGCCACACCUAUGUCAGAUGCACCAGAUCUGUGUCAAUCCCGGCGCCAGCCUACUACGCUCAUUUGGUCGCUUUCCGUGCCCGUUACCAUCUUGUCGACCGUGAGCAUGACUCUGGGGAGGGAUCCCAACCAUCUGGAACCUCAGAAGAUACGACCUUAUCCAACAUGGCCCGUGCUGUUCAAGUAAGAUUAUUAGUACAUCCGGACGCCAACAAUGUCAUGUAUUUCGCUUAA